AUGUAUCUUUCAUUCUUGCUACUCUCUGCACUUGUCGGAUCAACCAUUGGUUGUUCAUGUAUAUUCCCACCAUUGUUAAGUGAUAGUUUUGCUCAAACACCAAUUAUUUUUAUUGGACGUGUAAUUGCUACAAAUGUAACACAAUCAAAUCCAUUCAUGGGUUAUGCCGAUAUGACUAUGGAAGUAGAAGAGGCAUUCAAAGGCACAGUGGUUGGUGCACAAAUUACUGUCCGUACAAACCUACAAGGAGCAAUGUGCGGUUUCGGUGCCAUUCCAGUGGGUACACGAUGGCAACUAUGGUUAACAGAAAGCAAAUCGGCAAAUAUUUGCUCGAGAAGUACGCGAGAUGCUGACAAAGAUCUCGAUGAACUUCGAAAAUUAUCCGCCAAUAGCUUAUAG
Rotaria sordida is the source of this 399-nucleotide messenger RNA. The record is from the annotation of a GenBank genome assembly. NCBI's taxonomy places the organism in Eukaryota, Metazoa, Rotifera, Eurotatoria, Philodinida, Philodinidae.